Molecule: messenger RNA, 3940 nt
Organism: Rhinichthys klamathensis goyatoka
Lineage: Eukaryota; Metazoa; Chordata; Actinopteri; Cypriniformes; Leuciscidae
Gene: cnot4b
Product: CCR4-NOT transcription complex, subunit 4b
Exons: 13
Coding region: 266-2653 (795 amino acids)
Biological process (GO): protein ubiquitination
Cellular component (GO): CCR4-NOT complex
Molecular function (GO): metal ion binding; RNA binding; ubiquitin-protein transferase activity
Source: RefSeq, a predicted model, not a curated record
CCUCCCUCCCUAUUUCAAUGUAAGAUGGUGGUUAGGAGGCACUACCGCUCAACAGAGAGGCUGUAAGAAACAAGGCUUGGUGUUUUCGCAUCAAAUCACACAGGAGCAGUGACAAGCCACCCGGGAAAUUAUAUUGCGACCUGUUGUGCUAGACCUGGGUCGUUCAGAUAGAUUUUAUUUGCUGUGAAUCAAUCUGUACAGAUAGACAGGCUCUGCCUCUGAACUGUGAGAACACCCCGCUCUUUUCUCUGCGCCGUGCCAUAGGAUGUCCCGCAGCCCUGAGGUGAAGGAGGACCCCAUGGAGUGCCCACUGUGCAUGGAACCAUUGGAGAUUGAUGACGUCAAUUUCUUCCCCUGCACCUGCGGCUACCAGAUCUGCCGCUUCUGCUGGCAUCGCAUACGCACAGACGAGAACGGCCUCUGUCCAGCCUGCAGAAAGCCCUAUCCAGAAGACCCUGCGGUGUACAAACCUCUCUCUCAAGAAGAACUUCAGAGGAUAAAGAACGAGAAGAAGCAGAAGCAGAAUGAGCGGAAGCAGAAGAUCACAGAGAACCGCAAGCACCUCUCCAGUGUGCGAGUCGUCCAGAGAAACCUAGUGUUUGUGGUGGGCCUUUCACAGAGACUCGCCGACCCUGAGGUUUUAAAAAGGCCGGAGUACUUCGGGAAGUUUGGAAAGAUCCACAAAGUGGUCAUCAAUAACAGCACUUCUUAUGCUGGCUCACAGGGUCCUAGCGCCAGUGCCUACGUCACUUACAUUCGAUCAGAAGAUGCCCUCAGAGCUAUACAAUGUGUUAACAAUGUUGUAGUAGACGGCAGAACACUUAAGGCUUCUUUAGGUACAACAAAAUACUGCAGUUAUUUUCUAAAAAGCAUGCAGUGUCCCAAACCAGACUGCAUGUAUCUUCACGAGCUGGGAGACGAAGCUGCUAGUUUCACAAAAGAAGAAAUGCAGGCUGGAAAACAUCAGGAAUAUGAACAGAAACUCUUACAGGACCUCUACAAAACAAACCCCAACUUCCUGCAGAACUCGGCAGGGGAGAAGACAAAGGGCAAAUCAGGCACAUCACAGAGUUCCAACAGUAACAACAAAGAGGCGUGGCCUUCGUUACAAACCACAGGGAAGAUGCCCAAUGGGCUUCCAGAACACUAUGGGACCCCACCUCUAGAUGGCGUCUCAGACUCUGAAAACAUGACUCCAGACGGUCUGGACACAGAGCUGGGCCUUGGCUCCAUCGCUGGCCUGCCUCCCUUCACGUCAAAUUGUGACCCUGUCAGCCCGAGUAACAAAUCUUCAGAUUGCUUCAGCAUAAGUAAUGGAGAAACAUCACAAAUUUCUGGCAACCACUCCCCAUCGCCCCCUCCUGGCCUGACCAAGCCAUCUCUAGUGGUGCCUAUUUGUGUAGCAGGACUGACAGUACGGUCGCCUUUCGAAGGAGCAGCUGCCGAGUCACAAUCACUCUUUUCAGACAACAGCAACUUUCGGCACCCCAAUCCCAUCCCCAGUGGCCUUCCCAGCUUUUCCAAUUCCCUUCACAGCAACUCCGAUUGGCCCACUGCCCCAGAACCACAGAGCCUCUUCACAUCAGAAACCAUACCAGUGUCGUCCUCCACGGACUGGCAAGCGGCCUUCGGUUUCGGCUCUUCGACCAAGCAGCAGGAUGACGACCUAGGCUUUGACCCUUUUGACGUCACCCGUAAGGCACUGGCUGACCUCAUAGAGAAUGAGCUCUCAGUGCAGGAUAAAGCCUCCUUGCCCCUGACCACCACAAUGUCAGGGCCAGUCUUCCCCCACGGGCCUUUACUCGGCCCGCUACACAACACCCCCUCCAUGAAAAGCGCACUUCAGCCUCCUACGUCCUCACACUUUGCCCCAAACUCCAGCCUGCCCUCACGAGGCUUCUCCCAGCUUCCACACCGCACCGUCUACAACUCCUUCAGCUUUCCCGGCCAGACGCACACCUCUCGCCACAGUUGGAUGGGCAUGCACAUGCGCAAUAACCUCCAACACUUGAAUCACACCGGGGCCUCUUCUGCUGCCCAGCAUAGCAGCUUCUUGGACUUGAACUUGGCACCACAACAGCAACAUCAUCACAGUACGGGGCUCGGAGGUAUCCACAUGACAGAAAACAGCACCUCAGUAGAAAGUCUAAAUGUGAAGGAGUGGCAGGACGGGCUCAGAGCGCUUUUACCCAACAUCAACAUCAACUUUGGUGGACUGCCCAACUCCUCCUCAUCUUCGUCUUCAUCAUCCUCCUCGUCCUCUAGCGUGAACCACCCAGGCGGCAUCUCACACAGCCUUAGCUGGGACGGCACAGCCAGCUGGAUGGACCCCGCCAUCAUCACAGGUAUCCCAGCAUCCUCAGGCAACAGUCUGGACUCUCUGCAGGAUGACAAUCCCCCCCACUGGCUCAAAUCCUUGCAGGCGCUCACAGAGAUGGAUGUCCCUUCCGGCUCCACAGUGCCCCCUCAGCCCCCACACAGCGGCCCCUUCGGAGCCCAGUUCCCCCACAGAGCCGGCUGGACCCCUUAUCCAGCCACAGCCAACCCCGCCACCCAGUUCCACUCUCCUCCCCCAGGAUUCCAGAACGCCUUCAGAGCCUCAGCCCAGGCCUCCACAGAUCUGCUACAGAGUGCCGGCAUGGACCGCCAUUAGGAACUGUGAAAUCCUAUUCCCCUUAUCCGAAGAACCGCCGGCAAACACGGCAGAUGAAUCCGUACAAAGCUAUUAACAAAAUAACAAGAUUAUGUAUUGUUUUCCCUCUUCACCUUUUGCUCCUUUUUGUCCCUUUUCCUUGAUUUGUUUUUCCCUUUGGUUCAGUCUUUCUUUUUCCUUGUUGCCCUAGCACUCUGUUCCAGCUUUCCCAAUUCAAACGGUCACACAAACAAGCCAGUUGUCGCAUCAAAGCAUAACAAAUAGGUUUUCAAAAGAGAAACAAACUCCUUAGUAGUACAUAACAUUAACGUCAGUACAUCAUUUUUGGAACACUACACUUUAAAUAAAAAAAAGGCAUCAUCAAUGAUGUGUUUUCUAGAAAUUCCAUUGGAACCAAAUAGAAAGAAUCAAACGAAAAGUGUCUUGAUUUAGAAAUAAGAGUCUGCCUUCAAAGCUAAACCAAAAAGAACAGCACCUGUUCAUCCAUCUGCACAACAGAGAUACUUCCUGUGAGAGUCCUUAAAGCCAUGUCGCUAAGCAAUCAAGUAGAUAUCCAAAAUCAAAACAGGGCUUCAAUUUAUGUUUGAUCAAAAGGGUACUUGACUUCCAUUAUUUUGACGGAUCAAAGGCAUAAUGAAGGCCAAGCAAAAAGCACUUUUACCAAGGAUCUUUGGCCUUUAACUUUGUUCUACCUUUCUGCGCCCUUGUUAAAAGGGAGAUGCAUUUUAGGGGUCAUAAACGUGGUGCCCGCUCUCGACGCGGCAUUUAGCUGUAGAUGGAUGCAGGCCUUUGCCUUUGACCCAUCCGCCAGAUUGCCUGGUUGGUCAGGGGGUCUUCCGCUUUAGAUCGCAACAGAUCGUUAACCUCUGUAUCAGAGGGCGGCACGUUGCGAAAUUAAGAGGAAUGGAGAGCUGGGUGACACCGACCCCUUUCAAGCGCAGGGCUCGUGUAGCACACGGGACGCCACCGUGUGGUGUUUCUCAUAGCUGCCUCGAUGUACGUGGCCUAAUCAGUGUUUACGCUCCGACUAUGCUCCCUGAAGAAACUUGAAGGUGUGCGAGGUGUACAGAGGUUUAGGAAAUAGAUCUAGAGUCCGAGUGAAACGACGUUUUUAAGCGUGAAUGCGUGGCGUGAAACUUCCCUCUGAACGACAGAGUAGAAAACUUUCGAUUGGUGGGUGUGUGGAGAAAAUAAUCAGGGUUAAAGGGCUUUCCGGUGGAGAGAAAUUCAUGAGGGUGAUGAUGUUGAUGUGAUUAUGCCGAUUGUGACUGUAGCAGUUACUUUGCA